Messenger RNA from Apodemus sylvaticus (European woodmouse), 2786 nucleotides. RefSeq names its product transmembrane protein 218 (gene Tmem218). Bases 387 to 905 code for a protein of 172 amino acids. The record is from RefSeq and is a predicted model, not a curated record. The transcript is spliced from 4 exons. NCBI's taxonomy places the organism in Eukaryota, Metazoa, Chordata, Mammalia, Rodentia, Muridae.
AUUGCUUUCAAGGGCUUGAUUCUGAAAUUUGGGGUAUCAUUCACCAACAGCCUUAAGACACACUGCCUUGUCUGUAAUCUCCAUCUGCCCCAGACAGUAAACUGACCUCUGAAAAGGUAUUAGUUUUCUCCCUUAGGAUCCCCAGCGUAUCCUGCUAUGAUGGCCUCUACCUUUAAUCUCAACUCUCCGGAGGCAGAGAGGCUGUCAGUUCUUUGAGCUUGAGUCCAGCCCGGUCUAGUUCCAGGACAGCCAAGAGUACACAAAGAAACCCUGUCUAGAAAAAUAAAAACAAACAAACAAAGAUCCUCAGCCUGGUGGUGAGCAUGAUAGUUUUCAUCCAGUGAGCCCUAGAUGCGGGAAUUUUUUUUUCCAUUUUUCCCUGGAAAAUGGGUGAAAGGGCCUGUAGAACCAACCUUAGGUGGAGGAAGAAUUCGGGACAUAAGACAUUCAAAAGGGUCUGGAGAAACUUCACAGGGGCCCUCACUGCCUCCAUCAGGGAGCAAAGCAAACAACAAAACCCCUGGCCUUGUCUUGCUUUUGUCAACUGCUACACAAGGAUGGCUGGCAUGGUGCUGGGAGUGGGUGCUGGCGUGUUCCUCCUCGCUCUGAUCUGGGUUCUGGUGUUGCUGCUGUGUGCGCUGUUAUCCAGAGCCUCUGGGAUAGCUAGGUUCUCCAUCGUCUUUGUCUUCCUCGGUGCUCUGAUCAUUACCACAGUUCUAUUGCUUUUCCCUCGAGCUGGUGAAUUCCCAGCCCCAGAAGGCGAAAUGAAGAUUGUGGAUGCCUUUUUCAUCGGCCGCUAUGUCCUGCUGGCUUUCCUCAGCGCUGUCUUUCUUGGAGGCCUCUUUCUGCUUCUUACUCAUCAUGUGCUGGAGCCAAUCUAUGCCAAACCACUGAGGUCCUGCUGAGCACGGUAAUGGAAACACGGGACAUGUUGACAUCACGGAUGAGCGCAAAGGCAAUCUCUGGAGCCUUGAACACCUUCAUGUCUUCAGACCAGAGGAAUAACCAUUUGUAGCCAAGGCAAACCUCCUGAGCCCUGGCCUCCAGAAACUCUGUAGCAAAGCAGAGUCCAUGGAUGCAAAUUGUCACCAUCAAGACAGGUACAAAUGUCUUCUCAGAACCCGUGCUCGGAUUUCUGUCUGUUUUGAAUGAACAGUAGUAACAGUGGCCUGCCUUGGGUAAACGUUCAGUCAAGCUGUGAGUAGAGAUUUGGGGAAAAGGAGUUUUGGGCUUUGCUGUCCAACAGAAGAAGCUGGUCCUUUUUAAUAACAUAUAAAUUAUAAGUUCUCAGUUGAGCAUUUGGAACCAUUUGGAAGAGAAAGUCAUUUAACACAAUAUUGCUUUAAUGAGAAAGUAUGGAAGAUGUAUCAGGCAGCAGUUAUUGACCAUCAUGUGCAGUUCCAUGGAACUCUGUAAAGAUAGUAUGCAGCACUUGCCUGAGUUCUAAUAACACAAUAAACUACCACCAAAGGGCUUGCUCUUCAAACUCCUGGCUACAGCUUUUGUGUAUAUAUACAUUUGAAGUUUACUUAGAGAUUAGAAGGGAGGUAUGGAAAUGUUAGAUGUCGUCCUGCCAUGUGUCUUAGGUCUUUUUCUCCCAAGAGAGGUAGCCUCUGGGUGCCUUAUUUAAGUAUUGAGUAUUAUGUAUGCAUCAAUUUUGGGCUUUGGCCCUUUCUUUUUUCUUUUCCUUUUGUCCUUUGGCAGUACUACAGAUUGAACCCAGGACCUCACAUGUGUACUCGACCAUCCUAUCCCUCUACUUACAUUUUGUCUGGAAGAACAAUUCCACUGUUUCCUAGGCUGGCCUUGAACUUUCUUUGUAGCCAAGACAGGCUUUGUUUGAGCUUGCCAUCCUGCCUUGGUUUCCCAAGUCGCUGGGAUUUUAGACCUGAACCAUCAGGCCUGGCUCUUUUUAUCUUCUUGAUCAGUUGAUUAGUUGGUUGAUUCCAAGCUGGUCCAGAGCUGUCUUGAACUCUGGCUCCUUCUGCCUCAGGCUUCUUGGGUACUAGGAUUAUAGAUGCGUCCCACAUGCCUGCCUCUAUGUUUUCAUCUUGGAAAUUCUUCCUCCAAAAUAAUUAAGGGAUGUAUAUUCUCAGCAUUAUAGUAUAACUUCACAUUUGUCUAACAUCCAAGCUCAAUAAAAUUUGUCCCUGAAUGGGGUGGAGGGUCCAGUCUGGGUCGCUUUGGAAGUGCUGCCUUGUCUCUCUAGAGCAACGUGAAGGGGAGUCUGAGAGCCUGGAGAACACGCAGGAAAGGUGAUAGAGCCAGCGAGGUGCCUAGGCUGCAGUGACUUCUUUGAGACUUAAGUUUUAUAACAACUUAUUAUUAUUGCUCUUAUUUUUAAGUAGAAAAAUCUUGACGUUUAAGGUGAUGAACUUUCCCAGGCUUCACAGAGCAGCCACCUGGUAAGCCCAGAUGUGGCAGAAGCCAGUCUCUCUCACAGUAGAAGACCUACACCAGUGGAUUCUCCGCCCUUCUGAUGCCGCAGCCCCUUAAUCCAGCUCCUCCUGUUGUGGUAAACCCAGCCAUGAAAGUAUUUUCAUUGCUACUUCAUAACUGUAAUGUUGCUGGUUAUGAAUUGUAAUGUAGGGGCUGGAGAGAUGGUUCAGUGGUUAAGAGCACUGACUGGUCUUCCAAAGGUUCUGAGUUCAAUUCCCAGCAACCACAUGGUGGCUCACAACCAUCUGUAAAGAUCUGAUGCCCUCUUCUGGUGUGUCUGAAGACAGCUACAGUGUAAUCAUAUAUACAUAAUAAAUAAAUCUUUUUUAAAAAACUUAAAAAAUGAA